AUGAGGAUGGGUCGGCCUCCUAUAAGCUUGUUGUUAACAAGACCACAAAUGCUAAUCCUUUUUGAAUAUAUCUUGAGUAAAGAGACGACCUAUUUGAAAGAAAUGAGCCAACAUCUCUUUGAAGUCACAGGAACAUUGCCAUCAAUUCAAAGUAUGCAAUACCUCUUAAAAAGAUUUGGAUACUCAAGAAAGAGGGUAAGAAAAAUUAGGAUUUUAGAAAUUAAUUAAAAUGCGUGCUGUUAUAUUUACCAUUUCAACAAUUUUGUUUAGGUAAAAAAAGUGGCCCUUAGGAAGCGUGUAGAGCUUGUAAGAGAAUACAAAAUUGAAGUUGGAGUUUUUAGAGCCGAGGAAUUGAUUUUUAUUGACGAAACGUUCUGUGUAUGUGCUCAUUGCAAUAAUAGUUUGUUAUUCGCCUAUGAUUUGGACGUCAUACAUCUUAAAUGUCAUGUUUGGCAAUCCUUUUUGUAUAGGACAGACGAAUCACCAGAAAUUACGGAUACAGCGUUGUUGGUGAUACAGCAUCUGGUUCAUAUGUGUCUCCUCAUGGACCACGAAUUAGUGUAACAGCAGCGAUUUCCUACAAUGGUCUCAUAGCUGCAAACGCCAGCGCUGAAAAUUUUGAGGCUGUUGGAUUUUUGGAUUUUUUGCGCACCAACAUUACACCAUUGCUUCGGCCAUAUAAUGGCUUAAAUGCAACAUCAGUUGUCGUAAUGGGUAAGCGUUUACUUAAAUGUAUUAGUGAUUUAUAAAACAUUAUAUAUGCGUAUAUGAAACUAGUAUUUUAUGUGGAUAUUGUGUACCAAGCUAUAUCGUAAGGGUAAUCUACAGUGCGUUCUACGGAAGACGGACAUGUUUCUUUUGAAGAGUCCCCAUAAAAAAUCUCCCGCUGUUUAUUGCAUAAAGUACUUGAAAUUAGUAUGUUUUUUAGUUGCCAUUGCGUCGAAAUUUUUAACCGACACGGCUAGUGAACAAAUGUAAAACAGCGUUUAAUUGUAUUCAAACGAACUGUUCAAAAUAAUACUAAGAGGUAUUGUAAGUUCUUUUGUUGUUUUAAAAUAUGAACAUUGUUGGUGAAACAUGCCUAAAACGUGCUGUCAGUUAUCUUUAGUGACCAGGUUGUGUUGGAUCAAAAGUAAAUGGUUCAUGUACGUAAUCUGUUUAAAUCGUUUUUUAAACUAUUUUCUAUAGACAACCACGCUGUUCAUCAUGUCGUUGAAGUAAGGGAUAUAAUUGAAGAUACGGGAGCUAUAUUACUGUUCCUUCCACCUUAUAGUCCGGAGCUCAACCCAAUUGAGGGUGUAUUUUCCAUUGUGAAACAAUUCAUUCGGGCAAAUGAUGGGAUCUUUCUCACAACUGAUGAUGCAGAGACGUUUGUUUUUCAGUCUUUCCUACAAGUCCUGCAAAGUGACGUGCAAGCUUUGUAUCACCAUUGUGGAUAUUGACUUUGGAAUAAAAACUAUAUAUACUCAAUGUUGUCUGUUUUUAUUUUUUUCUGCUUUUUUAUAUCAUAAAUUGCACACCAACAUUUAUUAAAAAGACCACGAUAAAUUAUUUCAUUCCGACAGUUGAAGAACUUCAAACCAACACUCAUCCAAAUACACAGCAUCAACUGAGGUCCGUUAAAUCUCUUACAAUAACUUGCUUUUGCUCGUUGAACUCGUCCUCACCAAGAAUGCCAUCUUUCUUUAGCUCACCAAGAGUUUUUAAUUGAUUCAACAGCAGUGUUCUUUCAUUUUGACUCUUAAACAGAAAGAAUUAGAAACUAAGGAUGAGUCACAAGUACUAGAUAAAGCAUGAGCAGCCGAUCUGCAUCUGAUUUACAAGGCGAGUCACAGACGAGCUGCACUAAAUCAGAUACAGAUCGGAUGCGAAUGCUUUAUUGUACUUAAAAUACGAAUGCAUCUAAGUAAUCAAGUUUACCAACUACAUGUAUUUUGCCGAUAUGGUUCGUUUUAGCCGAGAAAUUUGAAGCUAAAGUUUAUGUAAAUCAAGGCGAAAUCUGUACCGAUUUACAGAUAUUGAUUAAACAUUCAUUUCUUUUGAAUUUUCGUCAUGAAUUGUUAAUGAGUAUUUUAAGUACAAAUACAAAUACCUUUUAUUUUGACUCUUAAGAUUUACACAGAAGGAUGAUUCACAAAUAUGCUUCAUGGUUCGUGUAUAUACCUCAGAUGUCGUUUCACUGUUAGGAAGAGAUGCAUUGUUGGCAGCUUUCGUUUCUUCUACAAAUGUUUUGACUGCUUCAGUCAAAGCACUUGUGAGUUCUCUCACUCCAUUACUUGCUUUCUUUUGACGUUUAUUUUCGUUGAAAAUUGGGUAGUUCGGCGGAGAUAUGUAGCUGUCGUGAAUACCUCUUACCUAAACAAUGGCCAUAUAUCAAGACAAUUUUUAAAAUUUUCAGGCAUACAAUGCAUGCCUGUUAUACAUACGUACGAUCGCUAAACAUAGAGCUAAGUAUUUGGGCAAAACCCUCCGUCUCUCAUACAAGCAGACUUCAGAAAUAAUCACAAAAUUACAGUUCUUGUUGUAAAUAAAAUUUAACAACAGAAAGCACCUACAAUAGCUUCCGCCCAUAAUCUAUAUUCCCCAACGGUCCACUUGUCUUUGUUAAUAUCUUGAAGCUUUUUUGCCGCAGCGAUUUUCCUUUCCUCUCGUUCUUGAGUUACGGAUGUUUUUCUUUUCUUGGGUGGUUGAGCCGAUUGAGAAAGUGACUGUGCAACUGAAAAAUAGAAAUAUGACGUUGGUUUGAUAAAUCAGAUACAAUGCAUAUGCAAUUCACUAACAGAAGACCCAUUGUAUUAUCCACCUAUACCUUGUGUUCGAAGUUCUGGGUCAGAUUCUUGUUCUGUCUCAACCAUGAAAAAAACUGGAUGCUUAACUGGAUGCCCCAGCCCAGUCUGAAAAGCUUUUGCCACAUCAUCAUCCGAUGUGAUCUUGACUUUUUUGUUGCUAUAUCCAAUAUAGCCAACAUCUAUUCCAUGUGAGCAGCCGCCGUGAAAUUCAUUUCCAAAUAACGAAACGAACUGUUCUUUUAACUCGGUCAGAGAUUUAGGUUUUGAGAAAUGCUCAAAAAAUCGCGUUUCGAAUUUUCUUUUAUUCUUUUUAUCUUUGAUUAAUCUCACAUAAAUGCCAAAGGUCUCCAUAACACAACUAUAAGUAAUAGAUUUGUUUCUGCGUCUGCAGUUUGAAAAUCCGUCGUACUUACCAAAGAACCAAAGACAAAAGAAAUUACUAGUGUGACAGCAACUGGAAAUGUGAUCCUUGCAAUUAGUUCAGUCCUGGGCUUCGCCUUGGAAUCCGGUAAAGUCCUCAUUGUCGUACUUGAUAUAUUACAUCUUAUUUGAAUAUAAUGAAAAAUGCAAAACAAUCGCGAGAUUUUAAAAAACAAAACGAGAGUAAAUGCUUUUUUUUCUGCGCAUAUUAUAACAUUUUUUACUUUGAUGUCCCGAUAAUUGUUUCUCAUGUUUUCAAAUCUUUUAAGCCUAGGUUGGACACAAUUAGUGCAAACACAGCAAAGCUUUCUUCCAAGCAGGUUUAAUAAGACAAAGCCUUAUAGUUCCCUGUUGAAUAUUAUUUUGUUCGUCUUGUUUUUAAUUACAUGCUUUGGUCGCUCGAAAUAUUAAUUUCGUUGUUUUAUCUUUUGCAAGCACUUCAAUUCUUUUCGGUGUAGACAAAUGUGCAAAUCUACCUGGCAGGAAACCCUAAUAACAAACAUAGCACAAAAAGGGACGAGCUUUGAGGGUGUCAAUGAAUUAAACACAAACUAUGUUUGCAUGCAUGGUUUUUUAAAUGGUGUGAUAGAAGUGGUCUGUUACGGAAUUCGUAUAUGAUUAUCCAAGAAAACAAAUGGUAAAUACAAAACUUCCUUAAUAAUUCACUUCCUGCAUAAUUAAGUUGUAGUAAUGCACUAAAAUCAAAUAAAAUACAAAUUAUUCUUUCCUGUCUAACUAUAGCAUUAGUUAUAUGUAUUAUAUUAACGGUAUCAUACAUUAGCGAAAUUAAACAUGUUAGCUAAUUAACUCUUGUCACAAUUUGGAACCUGAUCUUUUUGGCAUGUCGUAAUUUAUCCUUUUGCAUUCUUAGAGAUUUAGACGCUUAUUAGCAUGCCUCGAUGAAUUUCUUUGUUUAUUCUUUCGUAUUCACUUGUGCUUAUUUUAUAGCUGUAACCUACGUCCAGAAUUAGUAUAUUUUGCCAACGGAAAUUUUAACGGAAUCGAUAGUCAUUCGAUAUUUCAUCUCCUGAAACUCAGCACGCGUAGCAUUCGUGACCUGGCGAAGCAGAAACGUUCAUUUCCUACUAGCCAUUAUGUUUAUUUCCAAAUGUUCAUUUCCUACUAGCCAUUAUGAUUAUGUGCAAAGACAUCAAUCAAUGAUUCUUUUAUUCAUUUGAGCUGUUGGAAUAAUAUUGCAAUAUACAAUACGUUGCGAGCGACAUUUGAUGUAUGCGUUCGCGUAUAAUUAACCCAAGAAAAGUCAAAAUGGCCGACAUAUAUAUAUAUUCGAAGGUCAAACUUUUCUGGAUCCAGUGUAUAUAUAUAUAUAUAUAUAUAUAUAUAUAUAUACAUACAUAUAUAUAUAUAUAUAUAUAUAUAUAUAUAUAUAUAUAUAUAUAUAUAUAUAUAUAUAUAUAUAUAUAUAUAUACAGAGGAAGUUAGAAGCACUGGAUAUUGAAAUUAAUAUUAUAGGUGAUUUUAACUUUGAUGUAGGUGCUUCUCCCCCUAAUGCACCUACUAAGCAUUUCUUGGAUCUCUGCAACUUAUACCAGUACCAUCAACUUAUUAAAGAGCCUACUCGAAUAACCGAACGCUCUUCAACUACAAUUGAUUUAUUUAUUACUAAUAAUCCAACAAUGUAUGUGAAAUCUGGAGUUUGCCACGUUGGUAUUAGUGACCAUUCACUUGUAUAUGCAAUUCGUAAACUUUGUGUAUCUAGAAAGAAUCCUAGAAUAAUUCGCAGCAGGCAAUUUAGAGAUUUCAACGCAAAUUCAUUUAGAUAUGAUCUCAGCUUAGCCCCGUGGCAUAUCAUUGAGGAGUAUGAAAAUGAUCCAAAUCUUGCUUGGGAUGCUUGGAAAACUAUAUUCCUGAAAAUAUCUGAUAUUCAUGCACCCAAACGGAGUAGAAAAAUUCGAAAUAAGCACUCUCCUUGGUUAACCCCAGAACUUAAGAAAUUGAUGUGUGAGAGGGACCGACUGAAAAGAAUAGCAAGUAAACAUGAUACUGAACAUAACUGGUCCAAGUAUAGAAGUGCACGAAAUAAUGUUAACAGAUGUAUACACAAGAUGCCAAAGUUGCAUAUUAUCACAAUUACUUUAUAUAUAUAUAUAUAUAUAUAUAUAUAUAUAUAUAUAUAUAUAUAUAUAUAUAUAUAUAUAUAUAUAUAUAUAUAUACAGAGGAAGUUAGAAGCACUGGAUAUUGAAAUUAAUAUUAUAGGUGAUUUUAACUUUGAUGUAGGUGCUUCUCCCCCUAAUGCACCUACUAAGCAUUUCUUGGAUCUCUGCAACUUAUACCAGUACCAUCAACUUAUUAAAGAGCCUACUCGAAUAACCGAACGCUCUUCAACUACAAUUGAUUUAUUUAUUACUAAUAAUCCAACAAUGUAUGUGAAAUCUGGAGUUUGCCACAUUGGUAUUAGUGACCAUUCACUUGUAUAUGCAAUUCGUAAACUUUGUGUAUCUAGAAAGGAUUCUAGAAUAAUUCGCAGCAGGCAAUUUAGAGAUUUCAACGCAAAUUCAUUUAGAUAUGAUCUCAGCUUAGCCCCGUGGCAUAUCAUUGAGGAGUAUGAAAAUGAUGCAAAUCUUGCUUGGGAUGCUUGGAAAACUAUAUUCCUGAAAAUAUCUGAUAUUCAUGCACCCAAACGGAGUAGAAAAAUUCGAAAUAAGCACUCUCCUUGGUUAACCCCAGAACUUAAGAAAUUGAUGUGUGAGAGGGACCGACUGAAAAGAAUAGCAAGUAAACAUGAUACUGAACAUAACUGGUCCAAGUAUAGAAGUGCACGAAAUAAUGUUAACAGAUGUAUACAAGAUGCCAAAGUUGCAUAUUAUCACAAUUACUUUAGAAAUAGCUUUGGUGAUAUUAAAAACACAUGGAAAGGUGUGAAUGAGCUUAUGGGUAAAAAUUCCCAUACCAAUGUAAUAAGCAGCAUUAAAGUUGAUGACUGUAACUACACUUCUUCAAGUGACAUAAGUAAUGCUUUUAAUAACUACUUUACUCAAAUUGGACCUAAAUUAGUUAAUAAUGUUCCCACCUCAAACUCUAACUUUGAGCAAUAUAUUACCACCACCGAUAAUAAUUUUUCUAUCACUGAGACAAAUAAUACAAUUGUGUACAACUUGAUCCAAUCACUUCCUGUAAAUAAAUCUACUGGUUUAGAUGAGAUAUCAUGCAAGCUAUUAAAAGAAGCUUCGCCAAUUGUUUUUUCAUCCUUAACCCAUAUAAUAAACUUAUCCAUAAGAAAUGGGGUAUUUCCCAAUGAUUGGAAAAGAGCUAGGGUAAUGCCAAUAUAUAAAGAAGACACAAAAUCAGAUCCUGAUAAUUAUAGACCAAUAUCUAUCUUACCGAUUGUCAGUAAAAUAAUUGAAAAGAUCGUUUUCUCUCAGUUUUAUGGAUACCUAAUCGAUAAUAAUCUAUUGUCUAGUUCCCAACAUGGAUUUAGACCAUUACAUUCAACACUUACGACUCUUCUAAUAUCUACCAACAAUUGGUACCAAAAUAUUGAUAAAGGGCUAUUUAAUGGAAUUCUAUUACUAGACUUAAAAAAGCCUUUGAUACCGUGAACCAUCCAAUUUUAUUAAAGAAGCUUGAGAUGUAUGGCGUAGAUCCUAAUUCUAUCAAUUGGUUUAGAUCAUAUCUAACAGGUCGCAAACAAUGCACAAGCAUUAAUGGCACAUUGUCUAGCUUGCUACCUGUUACUUGUGGGGUUCCUCAGGGAUCGGUGCUUGGGCCCUUAUUGUUUCUAAUUUAUAUUAAUGAUCUUCAAGCCUACAUCGUCCCUUAUGAUGUAUGCUGAUGAUACAUGUUUAACUGUUAGUUCUAACGAUCCAAAAGACCUAGAGCUUAAACUAAAUAACGAACUUAGAAAAGUGCAAACGUGGCUAAGGGCUAAUAAGCUUACUCUGAAUGUAAAGAAGACACAAUUCUUAAUCCUAGGAAGCCAAGCGAGAUUAAGUAAUCUGAAUUAUCGCUUUAACAUUCAAAUUAAUGGACAGUCUAUAGAAAGAAUGUAUUCUUAUAGAUACUUGAGCCUUGAAAUUGAUGAAUCUUUAAAUGAUGAAUAUUUGUAA
Paramuricea clavata is the source of this 7277-nucleotide messenger RNA. The record is from the annotation of a GenBank genome assembly. Lineage: Eukaryota; Metazoa; Cnidaria; Anthozoa; Malacalcyonacea; Plexauridae.